Messenger RNA from Staurois parvus, 401 nucleotides. The record is from the annotation of a GenBank genome assembly. NCBI's taxonomy places the organism in Eukaryota, Metazoa, Chordata, Amphibia, Anura, Ranidae.
AUGCAGACUGCUUCUACAAACAUUUGUUAAAAAAUGGGUCGCUCUCAGGAGCUCAGUGAAUUCAAGCGUGGUACUGUGAUAGGUUGUCACCUGUGCAAUAAGUUCAUCCGUGACAUUUCCUGGCUACUAAAUAUUCCACGGCCAACUGUUAGUGGGAUUAUAACAAAGUGGAAGCAACUGGGAACAACAGCAACUCCGCCACCAAGUGGUAGGCCAGAUAAAAUAACAGAGCAGGGUGAGUGCAUGCCAAAUCUCUGCAGUCAGUGGUUAAAGUUCUCCAAACUUGGUUUGCCAGGAAAACGGUACUUGCCUGACUGCAUUGUACCAAGUGUAAAGUUUGGUGGAGGGGGAACAGUUUGGGGAUGGUCCCUUUCUGUUCCAACAUGACUGCACACCAGUGA